Molecule: messenger RNA, 1193 nt
Organism: Nanorana parkeri
Lineage: Eukaryota; Metazoa; Chordata; Amphibia; Anura; Dicroglossidae
Gene: MRPS22
Product: mitochondrial ribosomal protein S22
Exons: 9
Coding region: 48-1019 (323 amino acids)
Cellular component (GO): mitochondrial small ribosomal subunit
Molecular function (GO): structural constituent of ribosome
Source: RefSeq, a predicted model, not a curated record
AUGCCUUGCGGCCGCCCUCCUUCCUAUCCGGCUGUGACACCGUAGACAUGGCUGCCCGCAUAGCAUGGCUGGUGAGGAGGAUUCACCCGGAAAGGGCACGGAGGACGCUGUGUGCUGGAGUUGGAUGUAAUUCAGUAAAUGGACCCCCCAGGUUCACAGAUCCAGAAGUACAGAGCAUGCUGAAGAAGAUUACCGGUCUAGAUCUGGAGAAAGUUUUCCAGCCGGUGAAGCAAGAAAGGAAACUACCCACGUAUAAGCUAAUGACACAAGAACAAUAUGAACAGGCCGUCCAGAAAGCUGCAGAGGCUGCAACAAAGUGCCUAGAGAUGCCACCCAUGCUGGAGGAACGGCAACCAAUAAAUGAAAUCCUGAAUGUGGAUGAGAUUCUUGCUGGUACAGACACUGCCAAAUAUGUGUUCACCGAUAUCACAUACAGCACACCACACCAUGAAAGGUUUAUGGUAGUACGAGAGCCAGAUGGCGUUUUGCGGAAAGCCACGUGGGAGGAGAGAGACCGAAUGAUCCAGGUUUAUUUUCCCCGCCAAGGUCGGAAAAUGUUCCCUCCACAUGUGUUUAACAAGGAAAACAUGCAGCAUAUGUUUAAGCAGGAGCGGCAUGAAGAGCUCCUAAACCGAUGCAUUGUCCAGUUUCAGCUCGAUUCCAAAGAAUACAUCCAGAUCAGAAAUGAAACAUUUGAGGACAUUGACAAGCAAAGGAAGUAUGACCUGUUACGGUCCACACGGCAUUUUGGAGGUAUGGUGUGGCACUUGUGCUCUCUGAAGAACAUCGAUGGACUUCUCAUAGACAUGCUUCAAAGAGAUUUAUUAGGAGACGCUGUGAGUUUAGUACAACUCUACCACAUGGUUCAUCCCGAUACUGAGUGUGCAAGAGAGUCCCAGGGAGCCGAUGGCAGAGAACUUAUCAAGAUAUUUGUUCGAAUGGAAGCGAAGAAUCCAGGAUAUCUAGAACUAGCUCUACAAGCGUAUCCACAGACUGCCAGCAGUGCAGCCUCUUCAUGACACCAAUGCUGGACUUCUGCACAAUUCUACACUUCAGUUUCAUGAAGCCAUUUCUUACAAUGCAAGAUGUACUGUGUCCCUCCAGCUACCACUGAAUGUGAAUAUAUGUGCUGGACAAUGAAACCCUUCCCUACUACUAUGUGUCACUAUUUCUAAAUAAAUAUUCAUUAAAAA